ACCCGUGAUACUUUUAACUCUGUGCUCUUUCUCGCCCUUUAUUCGUUCUACUACUUGCCCACCAUGAAGCUGCUUAGCGUCAUCACCGGCCUCACCGGCUGUGCAACCGCCGUCGAGCUCCACGGUCCGCUCUUUGGCGGCUUUGACAACAGCUUCGCCUCUCGCAUUCCAUCCAGCUACGAGUCCGCCGUUCAGGGCCGCCGCGUCCUGGCCCUGACGAAGCUCGGCACGCUGUCAUCGACGUUUCCCAAUUCUUCAUCGUCGUCGUCGUCGUCGUCGUCGUCGUCGUCGUCGUCGUCGUCCAGCGAAGAUGCUGCUGACGCGACGGAGAAUCGGCCAGAAGGUCUCGACGGCCAGCCAUUCGGCCAGAUGGAGUACAUUGCCGACUGCGAAGGCCAAGGGCACCCGACAUUGCUAGCCAUCAGGAUUUCCACCAGCUACAGAAACGCCCAGGCGGGAUCCAACCUUACGCUGUCCGUGCAAUGGACUCCGCCAUACCCGCCCGCCAGGCGCAUUCCGCUGCUGUCGCGUCUGCUUUCAUACUUUCCGUACAUCAGCGACAAGUACGACGAUGUAGCAGAUGGUUCGUCUCUCCCGGACACGGUGCCCUACUCUGCGGCCAAUCUCCCCCGAUUCUCGCUGAUUGGCUACCUCGAGCCCAUCCAGCCCGAUCUCAAGGAGUCUCUCCGGCUCGCCUACUGCUACACGUCCAAGCACCCGGACGCAAAGUAUUGGCUGCCAGGCAACAAGAUUCACACCAGUGAAUGGGCCAGACUGGUGGUCACAAAGGUGUACUGGAUUGGCGGCUUCGGCGACCGUGCGUACAUUGGAUGGAUCCCCAUUGAGGAGUGGAACAAGGUGACCAAGGACGAGUGGGAGCAGGUUCAGCUGCCUGGCGAGAAGAAGGGCUGGAGCGAGUGGAGCGCGGCCGAUGAGGGUGAUGAGCUUUGAUUUACCAGGUAGCAGGAUUUGAUUUUUGCGUGACCUGUCUAUUGUGGCGAAGAGGUGGCCAUGACCAAAUUUGUAUGACCAAUGUGUGUGACUGGACGAUAUGAUGUGGCAAUGUUACAUGUAGUCUAGCUGUGUCAAUGAUGUUACGUUUUACAGUUUCAUCUUCUCUCUUUUUUUUACCUGACCAUUUUCGCAAGCUAGCAUCAAUACUAUCAAUACUACAAUCAUUAUUUUUUAGGAC
Messenger RNA from Trichoderma atroviride IMI 206040, 1192 nucleotides. RefSeq lists its product as uncharacterized. Lineage: Eukaryota; Fungi; Ascomycota; Sordariomycetes; Hypocreales; Hypocreaceae. The record is from RefSeq and is a predicted model, not a curated record.